ACGGGCGGAAGCACAGCUCCCCGCAGCGCCGCACCGGGGCCGCUCCACGUCGGGGCCACCAUGGCCUCCUCCAUCAGCAGCUUCUUCCGACGGAGCCUACGGCGCAGGGGCCGCAGAGUUGCCCUCAGAGGGACCAGAACCUGCUAUGUGCCAGAAGGCAAACAGGAGGCCCCUGCAGCCGACAGCAUCCCAUCUCGUGUGGCUCUGGGAAAAGCAGGAGAACGGAGCUCCGUCUUCUACUCUGCUGGGCAGUUCUUCUUUGAGUACCUGGUGGUGGUUUCACUGAAGAAGAUGUCAGAUGGACGUUAUGAACCCAAGAUAGCGUAUCAGUUCCCAAAGCGUGAGAACCUCCUGAAGGGUCAGAAGGAGGAGGAGGAGCGGCUCCUGCAGGCCAUCCCCCUCUUCUGCUUCCCCGACGGCAACAACUGGGAGCCCGUUACCACCUUCCCCAGUGAAACCUUUUCCUUCGUCCUGACGAAUGUGGAUGGCAGCAGGAAGAUCGGUUACUGCAGGCGGCUGCUGCCCUCUGGCCGUGGUGUCCGCCUCCCUGAGGUCUUCUGCAUCAUCAGCUGCCUGGGCUGCUUCGGGCUCUUCUCCAAGAUCCUGGAUGAGGUGGAGAAGAGGCGUCAGAUCUCCAUGGCUGUGAUUUACCCCUUCAUGCAGGGCCUGCGGGAAUCGCCCUUUCCAGCUCCGGGGAAAACAGUCACCAUUAAAAGCUUCAUCCCUGAGUCAGGCACAGAGCUCAUUGUGCUCACACGUCCUGUGGACGCCCACCUGGAGCACGUGGAGUUCCCAGCGCUGCUCCAGCGGCUCAGCCCCAUCCUCAUCCUGCACAUCUUCGCCUCUGCCGUGCUGGAGCGGCGCCUCAUCUUCCUGGCUGAGGAGCUGAGUGUCCUCUCGCAGUGCAUCCAUGCUGUGGCUGCUCUCCUCUACCCCUUCACGUGGGCUCACACCUACAUCCCCGUGGUCCCUGAAUGCCUCCUUGACACCGUCUGCUGCCCCACGCCCUUCAUGGUUGGCAUCCAGAUGCGGCACCUGGAGCGAGUGCUGGAGCAGCCCAUGGAGGAGGCUCUGAUAGUUGAUCUGUGCAAAGGGAAGAUCCUCAGGGCGGUGGGCGAUGAGAAGGAGAUCUUGCCCAUCAAGCUGCAGAAUGAGAUGCUGGCAUCUCUGAACAGGCACAACAGCAACAACAACAUACACACAUCCGAGCAGCUGAACGCACUCAUCUCCGAGCCCUUUGUGCAGUUCUUUGUCCGUCUGGUCGGGCAUUAUUCCUCCCACAUCAAGUGGAGUAAAAACGGCCUGGGCACCUUCCAGGAGAGAGCAUUCUGUAAGGCCAUCGCCUCCAAGACCAACCGCAGGUUUGUGAAGAAGUUUGUGAAGACCAACAUGUUCUCCUUAUUUAUUGAGGAUGCAGAGAAGAGCAGGAUCCCACAGGAAGCCUACUUCCAGCAGAAGAUAACAGAAUACCACCAGCAGAAGAAGCACCGAAGGGACUCCUGAGAGCAGCCUGAAGGGCCGGCACCCAGCAGGGCUGUGUGUUCCACCUGUGCCCAUCCAAGGGCAGAGCACUCCGGAUUCUGCUGGGUCUGUCCUGCCCGAGACUCAUGGAAAGCACCCAGCACCGGUUUCUGCCCUUUCCCUUUUUCCCCUCAGGGCACCGUUGCACUGGAAAAUAGUUUUGCACAGAGCUCACAAGCAGGCUGGGGUGUCUCCUCCCACGUGGCUGGGCCAGGAACAUGGCUCAGUGCUCAGCCCCACGCUGAGCUGCUCUGGGAACCCCAGCGCUGUGUGCUGAUGGAUGGAACCGGUCAUUGCUAAAGGACAAAAUGGACCAGUGAUGAGUAGGAAACACUGCUCAUUUCUAAGUAAGCCAAACAUAGGUUUGGCAAAUAGGUAGCAUCCUAUGGAAUAGUUUCUGAGGAUUCUGGUAUCUGCUGUCUUUGUUGGUAACGCAUGGAACCACUUCAGCUGCUUGGGGGAAUGAACUGACAGGCUACUUAUUCACAGCAUGAGCAAACCUGAAAGUCACAGGACUCUGAUCUGCAGCAGAGAGAGGAGAGCUGGGGAGGAGGAAGUGCUGGUUAACUCACAGUAAAAUGUGGCAACGUCCUCCUCACUGCUGGGUUUGAUGCCAACCCCUGCUGUAUCACUGUGCUUCAUCUCAGUGCUGCCACUGGAGCGUGAUGCCUGCAGCAGACUUAAAGUACUCUUAAAAUACCCUUACUGCUCUCCCCUUUUUCUAAUGCAUCUGCACAGGAAGCAAGGGCUGCUGCACAGACUCAGAGCUGCAGGUCUGCCUGGUUCCUCCCUGGCAGUGGACCUUCCCAGGGGAGAGAAGGGAUGAGCAGGGAGAGAUGCUGGCUUUUCCCAGCAGGAGGUGUGGAGGAAGGCAGAGCUCUGUCCUCUCCAAGGCUGCGUGGCCAAACUGCCCCAUCUUAGACAUCAUAAUAUCUCUUAAUAUGACUUCCUUCCUCCUCCACUCCCCCAUGGUGGCACUGAGCUGCUGGAGACAUUUAAUAACACGAUCCACCUGCAGAUGUUUGGUCAGAGCUGCUGGGACCCUGACAGAACUGAGGCAGAAGCAGAGGGCAUUUGUUGCAGCCCUGCACAAACAGAAGCAGCAGAAGCGCUGCUGAAGAGCAGUGAUGUGCCCAGCCAUGCUGCAAUAAGGAUGGUGACUUUUUGCUCUGCUUCUGUUUGGGUUGGGGGAGGAUGAGAGCUGUUUGUCAGGGGCACAAAGGGCCUGGGCACUGCAGGCGUCGUCUUUGCCUCCACAAGUCCCAAAUCAUGGGGAGUGAGACAGUUACCAUCAGCCUAUGGGAAAUUAAAGAGUAGUGAACGUUG
This is a messenger RNA of Centrocercus urophasianus (Greater sage-grouse), 2847 nucleotides long. RefSeq names its product DENN domain containing 2D (gene DENND2D). The record is from RefSeq and is a predicted model, not a curated record. The transcript is spliced from 13 exons. NCBI's taxonomy places the organism in Eukaryota, Metazoa, Chordata, Aves, Galliformes, Phasianidae. The coding region runs from base 61 to 1503 and encodes 480 amino acids. Gene Ontology annotation, cellular component: cytosol; nucleoplasm.